AUGCAGAAAGUGUGCGACAUGCAUCCUCCUCAGGUUGUAAGGAGCGAGUUUUUGAGCGCAAUAGGAAGCCCUGCGCUAGAAAAAAUAGAUAUCAAGCUGGGAAAGCAUGUGGAAAGCAGAGAUCUAUCAGAUAGCAUCGCCUGGAGGGCAGUUAGAGGACUCAGGAUGAUAGCGGACACUAUCUUCUACAAGAGAUACGUGCAUCGCGCCAUCGUAUUGGAGACCGUGGCCGCCAUUCCCGGGAUGGUAGGGGGGAUAAUUCGCCAUUUAAGGUCGCUGAGGAACAUGGAGGAUGAUGAGAACAUUCGCGUACUGCUGGCUGAAGCGGAGAAUGAAAGAAUGCACCUGAUGACGUGGAUGGAGGUCGCUAAGCCUCUGCUCAUUGAAAGACUAAUCGUGCUGGGGCUGCAGGGAGUGUUUUUUAACGCAUAUUUACUGGUGUAUGUGGUAUCUCCAAAAACUGCGCACAGGUUCGUAGGGUAUUUGGAAGAAGAAGCAGUGGUCUCGUACACGGAGAUGAUAUCAGAAAUAAAGUCCGGGGUAAUUGCAAAUGUCGAUGCCCCGGAGAUAGCCAAGAAGUACUGGAACUUGAAGGAGGAUGCAAAGCUUCUCGACGUGACCUUAGCUAUUAGAGCAGAUGAAGCCAUGCACAGAGACACAAACCACGACAUAGCCAAUGAGAUAGCAGAGGGAAUAGAGUAG
Messenger RNA from Nematocida minor, 702 nucleotides. Its product is annotated as ubiquinol oxidase. Lineage: Eukaryota; Fungi; Microsporidia. The transcript has a single exon. Bases 1 to 702 code for a protein of 233 amino acids. Gene Ontology annotation, cellular component: mitochondrion. Gene Ontology annotation, biological process: alternative respiration. The record is from RefSeq and is a predicted model, not a curated record. Gene Ontology annotation, molecular function: alternative oxidase activity.